CGUACACAGGGUUCAAUGAGAGCUGUUUGCCCCACCCAUUUCUUCAACACCAUCUAGCUCCAUGUACGAUUUACUGAGAAAGGGCAAAAUCGCCAAAAACACUAUCGACGAGCGGAUCCGAUCGCGUUCAUCCGAGAAGGGACACAAGAGCAUCCGUCAGGAGCUUGCUGUCAUUUCGGUAUUUUUCUUGUCAAACAUGUUUUCUUCACGGCUGUAAACGCACAUGUGUAACCCUGUCUUUCAGCAAGUCGAAUUCAAAACGGGUAACACAAAGCGCACACUGACAGCGGACUCUGCUUACAGAAUGCAUUGAAAAAUAUCGCAGAAUUACGUUGUUCGAAACAGCUGCGUGUGCCGCGUGCGCCCCGUUAGCGAAGCCGUCCGGAUUGUUGUUUGCAUGCAGCCUACGGAUGUGAGGAGAAAUUCAAAUUACAGCAGCUAACGGAGAGGACAAAACCGCCUCUUUUGAUUCGAAUAGCUACAUAAGCCAUCGGUUUGCAGAGCAAGAGGAAUUAGUUAUUUACCUUUCGGAUUUCAUACAAAAGAACCCUCUCUGACCCAUCAUUUCAUACCGGGGGCUUUUAAAAUUUUUUUUUUUUUUUUAUUUUUAAGGCUAAUGUCGGCCACGGCUCGAGGCGGAAUGAACCGCAGGCCGUCAAUUUCGGGAAGAUAUUUAUCUCUCCAGGUUUUUUAAAAACCUUUGUAUAUCUCCUUUCCCGUCUUUGGUGUGUCGGUAAACGGAUGCGAUAGAAUAAAAGACAAUAAAACCCGUUUACCUAAAGUUAUCGAUGGUUUUGCAAGGAGUGCCGGGCGCGACUGUCAUUUUAGGGAAGCGACUAUGGAUUGUAGAAGAGAAAUGUGUUAAGUCCCUAUCAGAUUUCUGGAACAGAAAGACAAGGACUUAAAUGUAACGCCGUGGUGGCAUACACAUCUACGGCUGAGUGUAAAACUACCACUCGGAUAUUACUGCACCAAAAAGCUCGGAGGACUCGGCCUUGUGUGUAGGCCGGCCUUGAUGUUUUCACCACCAUCACAAGCCCGCCGUUUCUUGCCUAAAGCUCCUCCUGAGCGCUGACCCAAAGGCAUAGCUUCCAUUCUGCUCCCUUCAUCCCUUCAAACGACUGCUUCAUCCAUCCCCGUGUGCUGUUCUUCUACGGAAUGUGCAUAUGAACACACACAUGUCAGAAUUCCCAAAGCUUGGGAGUUGAAUACGUGCCAAUCAAGGAUUAUUUGCUAUUUGUUUAUACUCUCAUCCCACAUCCACAGGAAUAAUUUAAAAAAAAAAUCAUUUUUUUAUUGGGACUUUGGGAAGAUGGGCUGUUUGGGCAACAGUAAAACAGAAGACCAGCGUAAUGAAGAGAAGGCCCAGAGAGAAGCAAACAAAAAGAUAGAAAAACAGUUACAGAAAGACAAACAGAUAUACAGAGCAACCCAUCGGCUACUGCUGUUAGGAGCUGGAGAAUCGGGCAAAAGCACUAUAGUCAAACAGAUGCGCAUUUUACAUGUCAAUGGCUUCAAUGCUGAAGAGAAAAAACAGAAGGUUCAGGAUAUUAAGAAUAAUAUAAAAGAAGCUAUAGAGACUAUUGUGACUGCAAUGAACAGUUUGGUACCCCCUGUUCAGUUAGCCUGUCCAGGAAACCAGUUUCGAAUCGAGUACAUCCUCAAUUUAACCAAUCAAAAGGACUUUGAAUUCACUUCGGAAUUUUAUGAACACACGAAGACCCUGUGGCAUGAUGAGGGAGUAAGGGCCUGUUUCGAGAGAUCGAAUGAGUAUCAACUGAUUGACUGUGCUCAGUACUUCCUAGAUAAGAUUGACACUAUAAAGCAAAGUGACUAUACACCUACUGAUCAGGACUUGUUAAGAUGCAGAGUGCUGACAUCAGGGAUCUUUGAAACAAGGUUUCAAGUGGACAAAGUUAAUUUUCACAUGUUUGAUGUUGGCGGUCAAAGAGAUGAAAGAAGGAAAUGGAUCCAGUGUUUUAAUGCUGAGAGGAGAUUGGUCAGAUGGCCAGGAACAACCCAGGACCCAGACAUAUGCUUGGCAGGAACUGGCAGUUGCUGGAACACCAGUGUCACUCUUUAUAAUGUGACUGCCAUUAUAUUUGUGGUGGCCAGCAGUAGCUACAAUAUGGUCAUCCGAGAAGACAAUCAAACCAACCGUCUCCAGGAGGCUUUGAACCUGUUCAAGAACAUAUGGAACAAUAGAUGGCUUCGAACCAUUUCUGUUAUUCUUUUCCUAAAUAAGCAAGACCUACUAGCUGAAAAGGUUCUAGCGGGAAAAUCAAAAAUAGAAGAGUAUUUCCCAGAGUUUUCACGCUACACUACACCAGAUGAUGCUACACCUGAAGUGGGGGAGGACCCACGAGUUACAAGAGCAAAAUAUUUCAUCCGGGAUGAGUUCCUGAGGAUCAGUACAGCAAGUGGGGACGGUCGCCAUUACUGCUAUCCACACUUCACCUGUGCUGUGGACACAGAAAACAUCCGCCGGGUGUUCAAUGACUGCCGUGACAUCAUCCAGCGCAUGCAUCUGCGGCAAUAUGAGCUCUUGUGAUUGCUUACGGCACUGCUGGAAUCGAGUCUAAAACCUACAGGCUUCCUGUCCUACUCAUGCCCCAAAAAUGCAAACAAGAAACUUACUACUUAUGAGUUUCCAGGACCCACAGCAACAUACAGUAUAAGAGACACACCAACACAGGCUUUCUCCAUCCUGAGAUAGCUGAGGGGCAAGAAGAAUACUGUAUUGAAUAUAAACAAGGUUGACUGUGCAAUCCAGAAAACGACAAUAUAGCCAAUGACCACGAAUGGUAAAAGAGAAAGAGGGUAAAUACGUACAUAUAUAGGCUGAGAGAGAAAGGAAAAAUGUUUCAAAAGGACUGCUGAAUAUCUAAACACUUGUUGAGGCUCUGCUCAGGAUGAGGAAAAUAUUUCUUUGGCAUUCACACAGACACAUGUACAAUUCUGCUCCACAUAAAUGUCAUAUGUAUGUUAAACAUUAACCAUGUGUUUCUAAUGAUGUACUUACUGCACACAUGCACACCACAAUUGUGAAACUUUACUCCUUGCCUGAAUGGUUCAGUUGUCUCCCCUCAAUCCUCAAAAUGGACUAACAGAUGGAGACGGGAAAUCAUGGAUUAAUACAAGGGCAUGGUGAAAGAAUGUGGACCUCUAUGGUUUGCUUGAAAGGAUAAAAAAGGGGUAGACUCAUGGAGUUUUUGCAACCUUGGGUUGCUGUGCUCGCAGAGUGGAAAAGGACUUAAACUCAAGUCCCAUCACAUCAUUCUUUUCUCCAAAUGCAACAAAGAGAAGUAGUGAGAACAUACAAUGGAUAGUGUAAUGCAGAACAGCCAAUUACAGUGCAAAAAAAUAUAUGUGUGUGUGUACACAGAGAUAUAUCUGUGUAUUCCUGUAACAGCACAUCAGCUCUUCAUGGUUUUCAUCUGUUGAGUGUUAUGCACUAUUUGUGCAAAUAUUGCCUUUAUUCGCAAUUUUAACCUUCCAUUUUCCAAGAUAUCAUAAGUAUACAUUCUGUGCCACCCACUCUAUCAGUCUGUCUCUUUGUAUCUUCUCCUUUCCAAUCCUCCUGCUCCCUGCUUCAGUCAUAUUGUACACUAAUAUGUAAGGACUGAGAGUAAAAAAUGUCAUGACAUGGAAACGGGGUACAAAAUCCAAGUAAUUUGUCGCUCCUAUUUUUACUCUCUCUUCCCUUUUAAUCCAUCUAGCUUUGCUUUUUUUCUCUUUCUCUUUAUUUCUCUGCUGAAUCAUUAUUAUUGUACAGACUGUAAAAUGUAAUAUUUUGUACAACUUUAUUGAAGAAAAAAAGUAAUUGUAGAAGCUCCCUGUGCCUUGAUCAUGAUUGUAUGUGUAAAAUGAGCUAAGAUAUAAGGAAGGUAAUGUUACAUUGCGCUGUCCAGCUCCACCCUACCUCCUUCAUUCCCCUCUCACUGUUCUACAUUUGACCUAAACACUCUGGUCUCUUCAGGCUCUGGAUUAAUAUUGACCAUUUUUGUAAUUGAUCGUAAAAUUUCCUUCAUUUCCUUUCAAACUGGACUGUAAUUGGCUUAAAAAAUGGCAAAAUUGGUCUUGGGUCACGAGCAGAGAACUUUGCUUAUGAAAGGUCUGUGGAGAGUUGCUGUCUGUCACUUUGUCUUUUAAUGCACUUUCUUCAUAAAGAAUCAACCAAACUUUAAAAUAAAAUUUGGAAAUUGAAUAAUGAAUAUGAACUCUCAGUGUAGGCUUUCAGCUUUCAGAGUAUUUAUACUCAAGUCUGGUAAUUGUUACAGGUAUUAUAGAAAUGAUUGUUGUUCCGUUUCAGUUCAUUUAUCAGGUGUACAUUUUUCACUCAUUAUUUUAGAUGUCUCAAGGCCUGUUUUUUACUUUCUGCAUUUAAAAUGUGUUGCUGUUAACUCUCAAUAUGAAAUCCAAAGAGCAAGGCAUAAGUAACCUAAAAAAAUAAAAACACAAUGAUAUAAAGCAAAAAACAAUUAAAAUAAAUUGUGGCCAAAUUAACUAUUUGCUGCAUUUUAAAAGAGAAAAAAUACUCAUGAGCCAGGGAAAGGAACACCAACACCCCACAAAGACCACAGAAACCAACUGUGGUAAAUGACAAGAAAGUUAACAGGCCGAUAAAGAACAAAGACAAUCAAGACAAUCAAAAAGGACUUCUGCAAAUAGUGAAGAGGAUUUAAACCAUUUAAACCCCAAGUUGUAAACCAUGGUGAAAGCUCAGACAGAAAGACCAGAGGGGCACAUGUGUUGUGCUGUAAUUCAAUUGAUAUGCUCAUCUGAUUUUGAUCUAUAUACCCUUAAAUGAAAGCUGAAAGUCUGCACUUUGACUAUACUUUACCUUUUAUUUAGUAUAUUAUGUUAGACAGCUCAAACAAUAAUAAAAUUGUCAAUGGUCAAAUAUUAUUGACCUAAUGGGUAUAUGCAUACACUAUAUAGCAUUAGGUAUGUGGACAAAUAAGCAUCACACUUAUAUGGGCAUUGGCGCUGAGAUUCACCUCAGCAAAUCAUGACUCCACAGAACUUCAUUCCACUGCUUUACACCACUUGAGCUGCUGCUUGGCAUUGCACACAGUCAUCUUAGGCUUGUGUAUAGAUUCUUUGCCGCAGAAACCAUUUUAUGAUGCACAGUUUUUUUUUCAGAUCCAUAUUUCUUAAAGACGCAGUUUGGUGCUCUGUAGUGUGUGAUGCAAGGAAGAUUUUUGAUGAUGGAAGUAGGUGAGUAGACCCGAACACAAUGAUUAGGCGUCCACAUACGUUUGGCCUUAAAGUGUAUGUGUUUUAUGUGUAUGUCACCAAUAGACUACAAGUUUGGAGGUUUAAAAUUGGGUGUAACUUAUUAUAGCUUUAACAAAAUUCAGAUGCGUUAAUACUUUCUUUUUUUCCUGACAAACCAAAUCAUAUUGCUAAAUAUUAUGAAAAGACAAAAAAAAAAAAAAAGGAAAAUAUAUUGAACUUGUUCCGAGAUUUGCUUAAAUGCUCUUCUGUCUGGCAAGAGCUGCUUAAGAAAACAACAAUGCCCCAACCCAACUUUCUGUUCUGGUUCCCAUUACAAGAGCAGGGGCCAACCUCUUGGUACUCUAUUGGUCCACCUUGUAACACCAGUGUUUAUUUAUUUCUCAUUUUAUACUUUGUUUAGUUUUUGCACAGCAACAUUUUUGGGGUAUAAAAAAAGAACUAUUGAAAACUACUGACCAGUCUGAGAUGGUUAUGUCUUCUGCAAGAUGUUAAACUGACUUUCUGCAAGAUUUUAAAUUUCGACUUUGUCAUUCUUUCCCUCUUGCUAUUGUUUCCUUGUCCUAAAUUGCUGCAGCAA
This is a messenger RNA of Clarias gariepinus (North African catfish), 5818 nucleotides long. RefSeq names its product GNAS complex locus (gene gnas). The record is from RefSeq and is a predicted model, not a curated record. Gene Ontology annotation, biological process: sensory perception of chemical stimulus; adenylate cyclase-activating dopamine receptor signaling pathway. Gene Ontology annotation, molecular function: ionotropic glutamate receptor binding; beta-2 adrenergic receptor binding; GTPase activity. Gene Ontology annotation, cellular component: heterotrimeric G-protein complex. The transcript is spliced from 13 exons. Lineage: Eukaryota; Metazoa; Chordata; Actinopteri; Siluriformes; Clariidae. The coding region runs from base 1313 to 2551 and encodes 412 amino acids.